CGUGGGGUGGAGGGGCGGCGAGAAGUCAGGUGCAGCCGCGGCCCGGAAAGUUUCCUCUUAGGCCCGAAUUGGGGGUUGCCUUCUCUCCGGGGAGCCCCGGUCCUAGCGCCGGGGACCCCCCGAGGGCGUCGGGGAGGGGGGAGAGCACUCGGCUGGCUGGAAAACUCUUUGCCAGUUCCUGUCCAUUCAAGAUGAGAAAACUGACCAGAUUGGAGCCCCAUCCCUGAUCCUCCCAGAGGCAAUGAAUGAUCUGUUUCUCUGCUGCAUAAACUGCCCCUAACCUUUCUCAUAAGUCAGACAAUCUGCUUCCUCUUGGUUGAGAGCAUUCCAAACUGUGGUCCCCCUGGGCUCUCUUCACAUUGCUGUGGUGCAGAAGAUUUAAAAUCAGCUGAUGUUCACGAGGAAUAGAGUCACGUGAUGUAUGAAGGGAAACAUAUACACUUCUCUGAGGUUGACAAUAAGCCCUUGUGCUCAUAUAGCCCCAAACUGUGCAAACAGCGGCGACUGAACGGUUACGCUUUCUGCAUCAGACACGUUCUGGAAGACAAGAGCGCCCCCUUCAAGCAAUGUGACUAUGUGGCCAAGUACAACAGCCAGCGCUGCACCAACCCCAUUCCCAAAUCAGAGGAUCGGAGGUACUGCAGCAGCCACUUGCAGGUACUCGGCUUUAUCCCGAAAAAAGAAAGGAAGAAAAAGAAUGAUCCGGUAGAUGAGGUGAAGGUCAGGCACCAGAUGGAUGCCAUGGCGUUUAGCCUGACGGUGCCCACGUUGGCCUUGAAGAUGCCCAAUGGACUGGAUAGCAUGUCCCUCUCUCCACCUGGGGCAAGGGUCCCUCUCCACUACCUGGAAACCGAGUUGGAAGACCCCUUUGCUUUCAACGAGGAAGAGGACGACCUAAAGAAAGGGGCAGCUGUGAGGAAGAAGCUGCAGAGCAAGCUGGCUCAGAACCGGCAGCGCCAGAGAGAGACAGAGAUUUUGAAAGUCCGGCAAGAGCACUUUAGCACCCCUCCCGCGCCUCCGCAGCCGCACGCCCACCUGUCACCUCUAUCCACUUCUUUAAAACCUCCAGCGCCACCGCAGGGCUCAGUCUGCAAGCCACCUCAACCUCAGAACACCAGCCUACCAAUGCAGGGAGUGGCCCCCACCACACACUCGAUAGCACAAGCGAGGCAGGCCUCCCACAAGAGGCCUCUGCCCCUCCUUCCAUCCUCCAGUCGGGCUCCCGUCUCAGACGCCCCCAGGACUGACCGAAUCCUCAUGAAAGCCACCGCCUUCUCUCCACACUUCUCCUGUAUAAGCCGACUGCGGAGACUGGUGAAACUGUGUACCCAAAAGCAUCAGCUGGACGCAGACCUGUUCCCUCACUUAGGGUUGGACUGGUCUGAAGAGAGCGGAGAAGAGCUGGAGGACUCAGAUCAGGCCUCGCCAUAUCAGGUCGCAUGGUCCAUCCGAGAAACCCUCAGAUAUGAAAGACACACGUCGGACAACGAUGACGUGGGGAGCAGGAGCUCCAGGGUGACCCAACUUUGCACUUACUUUCAGCAGAAAUACAAGCACCUCUGCCGCCUGGAGCGGGCAGAGUCUCGACAAAAGAAAUGCCGGCAUACUUUUAGGAAAGCGCUGCUGCAGGCAGCCAGUAAAGAGCCUGAAUGCACUGGCCAGUUGAUCCAGGAACUGCGGAGAGCUGCGUGCAGUCGAGCCAGCUUCAACCAGACCAAGUUGAAGGAGGUGGAGCCAGCUGCGUGCAGCGGAACAGUGAAGGGCGAGCAGUGCUCCAACAAGGCCCUUCCUUUCACCAGACAUUGUUUCCAGCACAUCCUCUUGAACGGCUCUCAGCAGCUGUUCUCCAGCUGUACGGCCAAGUUUGCAGAUGGACAGCAGUGCCCUGUACCAGUGUUUGACAUCACACACCAGACGCCCCUGUGUGAAGAACAUGCCAAAAAAAUGGAUAAUUUCUUGAGAGGAGAUAACUCCCGUAAAGUUCAGCACCAGCAACAGAGGAAACCUAGGAAAAAAACGAAGCCCCCUGCACUUACCAAAAAACACAAGAAGAAGAGACGGCGUGGACCUCGUCGACCCCAGAAACCAAUUCCCCCUGCAGUGCCCCAAGGGAACCUCAGCAUGCCCACCAGCGUCUCACUGCCAGUGGAGGCCUCGCAGAUCCGUAGCCCUUCCACGCCAGAGCUGAGUGCUGAUGAAUUGCCGGACGACAUUGCCAACGAGAUCAGCGACAUUCCGCAUGACUUAGAAUUGAACCACGAAGACUUUGCGGAUGUCCUGCCACGGCUGCCUGAUGACUUACAAGAUUUUGAUUUCUUUGAAGGAAAGAAUGGAGACCUCCUCCCGACCACCGAAGAAGCCGAGGAGCUUGAGCGGGCCUUGCAGGCUGUGACUUCUCUCGAGUGCCUGAGUACCAUUGGGGUCCUUACCCAGUCAGACGGGGUGCCAGUUCAGGGGUUGUCAGACAGAGGGAUGGGGGUGUUCUCCGGGGGAACCGAUGCUUCGGGAAUCCAGUCCUUGAGCCGAGAAGUGAACUCGGACCUAGGGGAGCUACUGAAUGGACGUAUAGUACACGACAGCUUUUCUAGUCUGGACCUGGACGAGAACCUGCUCCGCUCUGCUUCUCUGUCUAACCCACCUACACCCCUGGCAGGGCAGAUCCAGGGGCAGUUCUCUGCCCCAGCCAGCGUUGGCCUUACUUCUGCCACUCUGCUCAGCCAGAGUGCACUUGGGGAGAGAGCCUUCCCAGGACAGUUUCAUGGACUUCAUGAUGGCAGCCAUGCCUCCCAGAGGCCACAUCCUGCCCAGCUGCUGAGCAAGGCAGAUGACCUAAUCACCUCACGACAGCAAUACAGCAGUGAUCAUUCACACUCCUCACCCCAUGGAAGCCAUUAUGAUAGCGAGCACGUGCCGUCGCCCUACAGUGACCAUAUCACCUCUCCCCACACAUCGUACUCUGGUGAUACUAUGGCAGCUACCUUUUCAGCAGAGAUGCCCAUCAUGGCACAGCACUUGCUCCCCAGCCAGCUCGAGGUGCCACUUGGAGGAGUGGUCAACCCCAGAACUCACUGGGGGAGUCUCCCCGUCAACCUUGGCGACCCCUCUGCAUUCAGCAACCUCCUUGGCGCGGAUGGACACCUUCUUUCCACUUCCCUCUCCACGCCGCCCACCACGUCCAACUCAGAGACCACACAGCCUGCCUUCGCCACCGUUACCCCAAGCAGUUCCAGUGUGCUUCCGGGGUUACCGCAGACCAGCUUCAGUGGCAUGGGGCCUUCCGCUGAACUAAUGGCCUCCACCUCUCCCAAGCAGCAACUCCCGCAGUUCAGCGCAGCCUUCGGCCACCAGCUGAGUUCUCACAGUGGCAUUCCUAAGGACCUGCAGCCCAGCCACAGCUCCAUAGCCCCUCCGACAGGCUUCACAGUAACAGGUGCCACGGCCACAAGUACCAAUAAUGCAUCUCCCCCUUUCCCCACCCCUAACUGAGUCUGUGCUUGCAGGCAGGUGGAACCUGGCGUUUUCUACGUGUUUCCUCUUUUGCACCCCUCCCUCCCUCCUCUUUUCCUGCAGAAGAUUUAAAAAUAAAAGUGGGGAUUAGCGGGACUCCCCCUUCCCAGUCAGCAAGCGGCCGUGGACCUUGCGUCAGUGUUCACGUGUGCUCCUUAGCACUGGUGCUCAUUCCCUCCUGGCGGGUCCUCGUGGCCUGGCGGUUUUCUCUGGUGGCUCAGCACAGUGACUGGAUAGGUUGAUUUUUUUUUUCUCAGCAAGUCCUAGAAGUGGAAGAUACCUCAGAUUACCAGUGCCCUUUACUAUUUCCUAGUGUUCAGAUCGAUGCUUUCCAUUCUCUAGCCAGGUUUUUCCAUAGGUUGUUCUAGAUAGAGUGGCCCUAGUGAGAUCCUGUGUAGCGGGUGGUGUGUGGAGGCCAAUUGGAGCUCUGACUCAGCACCAGCUGCCCAACACCACAGUGAGACCUGGAUGCCAUUCCUAAUCGUGACGUGGUUACCGGGAAAGAAAAUCGUCUCUUGACUGCCUGUGGGUGCGUGGUCACCUGUGUGUGUUUCGUGCAGGAAGUAGCUGUCAUGGUAUUUUUUUUUUUCUUUUUACUCCCAGAAUAAGCUUAUGGCCCUUUUCCCCUCCUUCUGUCUCAUACCUGGCAAGGUUGGUUUGUCCUUCCUUCCUCCCGAGUUGACUAAAGCAUCCUGAAUUGGGAGGAGGUGGUCUGGCACAGCCCUUUCUUGCUAAAGAUCAGCCGGUGAAGAAAGGAGCCACACAAGGCUGAAUUCACAUCAGUGAUGGGGAGUGCCUUGGCGACUAACCGUGCGUGGCCGCAGGGCUGCUCAGGGGUGGGGCCUCACAGUCACUUUGCCUUUUCCUGUGUGUUUGUUUCAGAAUCCCUCACUCACGGAAUACAUUUGCAAGUUGUAAUUAAAGAAAAUAUUUUGAUGUGAAAAAGCAGGCUGGACCAGCUAGGUUUGAAAGAUGACAUCUGUGACCUGGUCGGUCUGUCAUUCGCUCCUAGUUUUUACAUGUUUACAGUUGUGAUUCUUUGGUGAGAUUUGUGAACUGUUGAGGACACGUGUAGAAUCCGUGUACCAGUUGUGAAGUGACGUGUAAUAUCAGAAGGACACACAUUUUAAAGUUUCUUUCAAAGCAGAAUAUGGAAAUUAGACAUAAAUUUGAUUUACCUUAGGUACUUUUAAAAUAAUUUAAGUACUUAAGGUGAAGUAAAUUUGGAAAUUCUUUUAAAGUACCAAGGGUUUGGGGUAAAAUCUUAUUGGUUAGUGCAGUAAGUUGGUGACUAUGAAGUGAUGUGUGGGGUUUCUUCUUGCCUGCCUUCCCCUCCAGAGAGGGGUAGAGCUUCACUUUCUACUCUGUUUUGCUGAGGUUUCACUAUCCUUCGGAUACCAUUGGGGAUUCAUCUCUGAGUUCAAUCUAAUUUCCACAUGUAUAUUUUAAAAAAGAAGACAACAUGUCUGUUAAUGAUGUGGUACAGUAAUUCCUUUGUCAGGGACUGUUGGAUCCUAAUUCCUUCCUAACAGUAAAGGUUGGGACAUACUUUCCUCCUCCUUAGGUGCGUUUUCUUCAUGCCACGCUAGUUCUAACCGGUCCUUCUGGUGAAAGCUUUCUUUCUCUGCUUCGUAAAGGAAUGAUGAUGAUCAGCAGGCAUUAUGCAGAUACCAUGUGCCUGAGCUUUUGGAGGGAAAGUCACAUGACUGUAUGAAAUCAUGAUAUGCCCUAUUUUGUAUUUAUUGAAUUUGGGGAGGGCAAAAUAUGUUUGUAAUAUAUUUACUUUUUUUCAAAUCAUGUUAAUUAAUUGGAACAUUUAUUUUUAAUAGCUUUGCCAUUUUUGCAGAUUGAGAAAUUUCUAAAUUAUAAAUUAUGUCACAAAGCAAAAUUAUAUUUGGUAUCACCAUGACCUUCUUUCCUGACUUGUGAGACACAGCUUUUUGACUCGUUCUCACCUGGGAACUCACAUCAGUAGUUUUUCAUUUUAGUGCACUGUAAUGAAAUGAUGAGUGGUUACCUCACCGCAAAAGUAUCAUUUCGUUUGCUAAGCUGUUUUCAUAUCCCAUUAUAAUCAUCACUAGAUAACUGUGCAUUCCCAGGAAAUUGAAGCAGAUUGAAGCAGAGCAGCACUGGACUUCCUCCUCACGCUCCUGGCUGACAGAGGAGUCAUGGGUGGUCAAUUUGGACUGUUACUGGCUGUUUGUCCCUGCAUUAGCUGCUGAAAAUUCUCCAGUUGUCAAAACUGAGUUUGCAGUAGGUUGCACCUUUUAUUGUUUGCAGUUUUCUGUUUUAUGUGCAUUUAAAAGCCCUUCUUUGCUUUCGAGGAAGAAGGCAUGAAGUGAUCAGGAAUGUUGCCAGUUACAGCUUCACGCCAAAAAUAGUGAGUCAGCUCACUCUUGUGUAGAUGCCCAUGAUGAUAGCAGAAGAGAGGGCAGUCUUAGAGAGUACUGGUAUAGAAUUGGGUAAUUAGCAAAAAGCACACUUUUCUCCUCUUUCACAACUAACAUCCAAGCCUGUAGUUUGCUUUUCUUGUGAGUCCCCUGUUGGAAGAAUGUCUAUCUAUAAGCCCAGAGGUAUCCACUUUGUUUCUCUUCUAGUCUCUUAAUAGUAGGUGGGGUAUUAAUAUGCAAAGAAAAAUUAAGCGUCUCUUACGAUGCUUACAUGAAAACGUAGCACUUGUGUUAUGGUGAGGCAAUACUGGAAUCAAAAACAAACCUUCCACAGGUCCUGAAGGGUAGACACUAGCUUUGGUUGUAGUGUUCAGUACCUAAGAACAGCGACAAUGGGGGCUCCUCUGUCUCUGCAGCUCUUUGGGACCAUUUCUAAAGGCCAGUUAGAUUGUGUUACUGUGAUUUAAUUUUUGAACUUGCUGCAGUUAAUGAAUGCAUCCUGUGCUCUGAGAAUCUGACAAGUCAGCAGCCGUAAUCUCUGGUAUCUGAAGGGAAGGUGGGCUUUUCUCUCCUUUAGUUGUUAAAGUUAUUUUAGUAAAGGACUUAAGACAUUGUUUGUUUCUUCUGUAAAAACGGCUUAGCAAGUUCCACUCCUGGGGAGGCUCCACAGUAAACAGUAGGAUAGUGAAAGCAUUAAAGGUAGACCGCCAAGUGACAGUCCAUGCAAUGGACAGGUCUUGUAGUUAUCAUGGCCUAGCUGGUGAGCAAAGGUUUUCUCUCGUGAGCCUCCUGUGGGAGGUGUUCCUGCUCCAGAAAAGACAGCGUUUCCAUGCUGGCAGGCAGUGUAGUGUGUCUAGUGUCCCUCUGUGAGAAGAUUAUGGUUUAAUGAGAAUCAGAUGGAGUUGGAAAGUGAUUGUUUUCUAUUCCUUAAAGUUGAUGUUACCAGUUUUAGUGGCGUAAGGCUAAGGACAGCUAAUACUUUAUCUUUGCCAAAUAACUAUUUCUAAGAUUAAUUUUUUAAAGUAAACCAGACUCUCAUAUUUUUGGUUGUGAGCCUAGCCUUUAACGGCUGAGCCCUCGAGCUGAGUUCCCAGCGUGGCUGUGCACUGUUUGGACAUUGCAGAGUCUGAGGAUAGUAACACUAAACUAUUUAACAGGUUUGGAAUUCAUUAGAAUUUUGAGAGUAUUUACUUUUCAGACUCUUCACCUUUUCUUUUUAGAUUUAAAAAAAUUGAAUUCUAUUCUUUAGCUGAUGUGUAGGAUAGUCUAAUAGAGUGGUUUGUUGAAUGGUCAGUACAAUGCUGCACUCUAAUGAGGAAAUUUAGAAACACCUUUGAGUUUAGUUGGAGUGAAUCCUCAUUUGUAUUUCAUUUAUUACUGCUCUCCCACACUGUUCUAGAGGUUUCUUCCUGUCAAAAUUAUUUCAUGGGGAUAGUCACUCAUGAAACGUUAUAUAUUUUUUCCCCUCUCAAUAACUUGAAAAAUAACUGAAUCUUCCCUGGAACUAAGUAGAAAAGAAAAUUAUUAUAUUCUGGUGGGAACCAAAAUCACACUUUAAUUAAAGUAGUAUUUUAAAUGCUGUCUUUCCCAAUGUGUAUAAUACGAUUUCUGUGAAGAGCUCAGAUGGAGAUCUGGUAAGCAGUCCCCUGGCUGGCCAGCGAGUUAAGAAAGGAACUUCUGGACGUGAGUCACGCACGGCUCUUCUAGCGGCCAGGGUCAUCACCGCUGCAGGCGUGGGGGGCUUAGGGAGCUGUGGGGGUUUUCACUUUUCCUUGGUCAGCUUUCCCCUCUGCACUGCGAUGGGGAGCAAGUAAAAAGAGAUGUGGCGUUCCAGAGAGAUGGGUCGUGACUUUCUUUACCCGUAUUCCAGAGCAUCAGUAAUGUUUUGAGUGGCUUGAAGAGCAGAUCCAAGAUGAUCUUUGGCUGAUCUAAAGUUGGUGUGAAGAGCAGUCUUCUAAGACGGAAGCUGUUGGAUCUUGGAGGCCAGUGGGACAGCAUGCUUUCUUCCCUUCCUCCCUCUGCCUGUUUUGCACGCUCCUCCCCGGCACUGCGGUGUGCACACGCACACACUUGAGCCGCACUCAUCUUGGCCCAAGAGUGAUAGGAUCUUUUCUCAUUGGUUUUUAUUGUUGUUCUUAUGUGUUUGUUUGUUUGCUUUUCAAGCUGGGGACCACUGACCUAAGCUCUAUAUGCACCCCAAGUUCCCCAUGGAAAACGUUUCAACAUGCAGGGCAAAAGGCACCAGUACAAUUCCAGGCCAUGCCGUUGCUUUGCCUUGGGGAAUAGACUGGUUUGCCCCCAGUGACUCCAGCCUGUAUCCUUAAGGUACAGGCGACCCCAGCGGGUUAGUGCUGACACAGUAGAGAGCUUGACACCUGCUGACAGCGUGUGCCUCUGUUCCAAAGGGUUGAAUCGGUUCUCAACGGUGAUAACUCGUCUCACUGUAUAGUGUUGAGUAUGUCUCAGGGAUUCCUUGCGGAAAUUAGGGCCGUUUUUAAAAUAAGAAAAUAGUUUUCAAAGAAACUAAAGGUGAUUCAUCACUGAUGAGAGCUCGAGAGAGAGAGAAAGCGUCUGGGCUCACAGCCCGUGGUGUCUCGCGAGGACUUCUUCCUUUCCACUUCAGCCUCUCAUCUCAGCUCAGCACACAGAGUCCUUUCCCAUCAUGCACAGCUUUAAAACUUUUAUUUAAAAACUUCCUUCCCCAAUGAGCUUUCAGAAUACUUAUUGUAGAUUUUAAGAGAAAAGGUAUAUUAAUUUAUGCUAUUAACAUCACCUCAUAAAUUAUAAGUUUUAUACUAAAGCUGUAUUGAGUGUAAUGAAUUAUGUUGCCUAUGUGUUUUAAUAGCUUAAAAAUUAUAUAUGAGCUUCUUUUUAUUUUUAUUUUUAUUUUUGACAAAACAAACUAGUGACGCACCUUUUUACACUGGAUCUCUGCCGUGUCAAGGUGUAUAGCUAUCCUUUGCUACCUUGCAGAUAUAUAAAGAAAAGGAUAACCUGGGGCCUCAAAAUGUAGAACACCCUUAGACCAUUUAUCAUCAUUCAUAGAGCUGUUGAGAAUCAUGUUCUUUACUACAUGAUCUGUGGUUUACACUUAAUGAUGGCUAGACGCUUAGUUACAGGGUAAAUAGAAGCAAAUAGAUCCAGUGAAACUCCCACUGCUGUAGCUGGAAUUUGUAAACCUAGUUUUUAAGACCUCUGUUAUUUCCUAUGGAUUUAUUCUUUAAUUUACAGUUUAUUCUGUAAGUUGAGAAGUAAAAUAGAGGAAUUAAUAAAUCUAGAUGUUCUCAGUGUCUCAUUCAGGAACAUUUUCCCCUCCUCACUAAGGAAUUCCCACUGUGACUUAAAAAUAGAGGUAAAUUACUUGUAUGCAUGUAUGUACCUGUGUUUUUACACACAUGCAAAAAUAUACAUUGGGGGCACGUGUGUGAGAUAUGAAUGUGCGCUUGUAUAAAAAUAGAAAGGUAACCGAAUGUAUUAUAGAAAUAUGAUUUAUUUAGCUGAGGGAAUUACAGUUACUUUCCCAUUGUUUCUUUUUAUAAACAUACCAUAUUCUUCACUAUAUUAUGUUCAAAGGCUAGCUCUGAUAUCAUGUGCAUUUUCUUUUAACUUUUGAAUUAAUUUAUGGUGUUUUUAAAGUAACAUGAGAAAGGGCAGAUUCUAAGACCAGCCUCAUACUUAUGAGCAUAAAAAUAAGAGAGAGACAGACCUAGAUAACAGCUUGUUUAUUUAUUGAGGUGAUGGGACCACAGAUUUGUUGAAACAUUUUUAUGUCUAAUAAAUGUUCUUUAUAUUCCAAGUAAUCAAGUAUUAUGAUGUUUUCUUGGUCAAGUUCAGAAAACAUAGGCCUUGAUAAGGAAGCUUCUGAAGGGGCCGCUUGUUUAAGGAGUUGGUGGACUCAUUUCACUGUGCAUAUUCCAAAGCUGGUAUGAUUUUAGUUAUUUCCAAACCAUUUUUUAAAACUGAGGUGUGCCGUUGGUGACGGAGCGGAGCACCACAGUUCCCCGCUGCCGGCUGUAGGGAGAUCAUGCUGCCCUUGAUGCUUACCUGAUUCCCAGGGGACUGAAAAGAAAGACACAUUCCUGACCUUUGAGCUUUGUCACUUGGCUGUGCGUCCUGUCCUGGAGGACAGAUGAUCUGCGAUGUCACCUAGAGCCACGUGUUCCCAUCACACUUCCUUCCACUCAUACGCUUAGGGUAUGUCAGAGCAGCUCCUGAGGACACGUGUGAAUUGGCAGUUGUCUUUGAGGCUUCGGUUACUUCAUCUUAGGUUCCGUCAGAACCCGGGAACGCUGUCUGUGUUGUUUUUUACGAUUGUAUUUUUGUAGCAUCUCCCUGUUUCAUUCACUCUUGCUUUUGGAUUUUGAGAAAUCUGCAUAUUUCUUGUACAUAUGCAUGCAAAUGAAGGGAGGGAGUUUGUACUGAUGCCGUUUCUCCCUUCGGUUGCUGGUUAACGGAAUUUGCUAGAAUCAAUUCCCCUUAUUGAAGGGUGAAAACAGACCCUUUGUGUAUAUCUGUACAGAGAUGUGUAUAUGGGAUGUGGUGGCACUUUGCUGAAUGUGAACUUGCCUUGUCAAUGGAAAGAUUGAAAAGUAUUAUGUUUAUUUAUACAUUUGUAUAAAUCUAUAUAUACACGUAUGUAUAUGUGUGUGUGUAUAGAUAAAGCUAUAUACAUAUAUUUCCCUAAAAAUGUGUGUGUGAUAGAUUUACAGCCUUUGCUAAGCAAGAUUAUGCAUCUGUGGGAAAUUCUGGAUUAUUCUGCAAGCCCGCAGAAGUGGCAACAUCAUCAGGCAUACUGAACUACAAAUCCUUUGGAUUCCAGUCACAAAUCGCAGAUUACAUUGGUCACAAAUGAUUCUCUUCUUUCUUCUCACCAAUUGCACUGUUCCUCAGACUGCUAGCUAGUUUCUCAUUACUUCACACUCACACAUCUUUGCCGAGUUGUCUAUUGUCCAGUGCAGGAGAUGGACUCCUGAGGGUGGCCUGGGCAGGGCACGUGCUGAGCCACAUCGUCCCCUCCCCCCUUCUUCCCGACUUAGUUCUCUGACUAGACGCCUUGGCAUAAAGAUCUCAGCUGUUGUUUUCACAUUCCUUUGUCAGUGACAGUCCCCACAGUACACAGCUUUCAGUAAUAUUUUCUUUGACAUUUGGGUCGCCAUCAAAAAAUAAAAAGCCAACAUUCAAACAAUUAAUUUUGAAUUUUUUUACCUAGGGAACUUGGGAGGAUUUUACUUAAAGUGAAAAAAAAAAACCCCAUAAUUAUGACUUUAUGAUUGAUACUAGUGUUAGGUGUAUUUCCACACUUCUUAUCAUUUAAAUAGUUUGAUUUGCUUUGUGUUUUAAAUGUAAGUUUACCAUUUGAAUUUUAACAGCGUACACAAAGUCACAUGAAAGCCUCUUGAAUUCUGUAACUGACUCACGUUUCUCAUGGUGAAAUGCUCUAAUGAGUUCUUAGGUCAUAAAUUCUGCUAGAUUUCCUUUGACUUCCCUUACGGUUGUGACAUUCGGUUUUAACUCUGCCCCAGCUCUCUAGAAAACUUCCACCCUUAUAUAUCGUGCCUUUAAAGCUCUUAUGCACACACAGAUAAAAGUGUAUAUAUAUACAUGUGGGCGCAUGUGUGCAUACACUCUGGUAUGUACUCACACAGUAUGUCUCCAGGACGUAUUGUGGGAGUGGACAUAGAGAUAUUCAAAGGCAAUGGAAUAUUGCUCUCUAGAUAAUAUAUGUAUAUAAAUAGUGUCGAUAAAACUGUACAUACACAUGUAUAUGUUUGAGUUCUAAAUGGCAACCUUUUACAUUUAGCAAAAUGCUGCCCUACUGGAAUAUUGUCACUGCGGUGGCAGUUGUAUGUAAUGAUUUAAAAUACAUUUAUCAGAAAUUAUUUAAAGAACAUUUAAAGGUCUCAUCUAAAGACAGCCGCACACUAUUUAUUUACCUUCCUGUUCAUUUGAUUGUUGUGUUUGCGUCACUGUAAGGGAGACUGUCAUUUUAAAAAUACCAUCUGCACGUGAGAGACGAGAGUCACUUGGGGCACUCUGUGCCCACCCCACCCCAAAACAGUGAUAUGCCACAACCCAGCUUGUCUACUUCGGCUUCAACGCAGUCCUAACAUGGCCAUUUGUGUGUGUCAUCCACCAUCUCCUUGAUCAACUUAAUCCACCAAUUUGCCUCCUCUCAUUAAUGAAUAAUGAUCGCUUCGAUCGUGCCGCCUGGGGGAAGCUGACCCCUCUCUUGCUGCAAGGAAAUGGGUCAUCUAGUUCUUCUGCCUUGUUCCAAAUUCACCUUGGAAAGAAGACGGUUCUCACGAUGCUGUCUUAAGCAUAGUUUAUUUGGCAUAGUUUGAUUUAUUUAAAGACCUUACUUAAUUUUUUUGGAAAGCGCUCUUUCUUAACUCUUAAGUUGCAUGUACUUGGCGUAUGUUUAAUUCUUACUGCCCUUCCCCGCAAGGUAUUUUUUCACUAGUCUAUCAGUUUUCCGUACUGAAUGCAAGAACAUUAAGACAAAACCGUUAAGUCCUCUUGUCAUUUGUGAUGAGCUGGCAGCAGGUUACACCUCAAGAAUUUAGAGCGAGAGAAAGGUAGAUGGAUAGAUUAUCCUAAAUGCCCUCUUAGGUGGGGAGUGGAGUAAAGGUUCUCCUGGGAAACAGAGUUCACAGAGUAGCUCACUGGAACUGAUAUCAGAACCAGCCUUUAACAAAAAGCCCCUUGGCAGACGUGUGGUACUCACCAGAGUGCCCAAGUGUAAAUUGAAACCAGGUUGCAGUGGGAAAUCAGAGGUGAGGUAGCCGUGGGAGAGCAGCCAGGGACAGGCGGGCUGGACAGUUUGAAAAUGUCUUUCAACAAAGUAACUGCACGGUAGCAAGGACUAGCCGUACCGAGAGCUCCUCUUUCUUCAGCGUUCUCGUUCACCUUGGCACACAGUCUGCAACAUACACCAUCCAUUCAGAGCCUAGACCGGAGGGAGAGCUGCUUAAAGGGGACUUACAAACCAAGCGUCUUCUCACGGCGGUGCCACGGCCGCCACCUAGCUCCAGGCACGCACCCUGGGAGCAGAGCAUAGAGAGGGUUUGGAAAGGCCUGCCUGUGGCACUGGCUGUGGUUUGGCUGGGGGGGGGGACAUUUGGGGAGAUGAGGGGCUUUUGGUUUGUGAUUUCCCUUUAAACAGGGAGAGAUGGUUCCCAUUUUCCAUAUAUAUAUCUCAAUGAAUGUACUGUAUUACUGUUUUAAAAAUUUGAUGAAAUAAUAAUGGAUUGGUCUCCUUUUGUUAUCUGGUCCUUGUUUAAUUUGUUUAAGGGUUUUUGUAUACAAAAGUUUACAUUUUUAUGUAUAUUUUUCUUGUGUAAAAACUGAUGUAAUAUGUGUAUAAAACACUGUAUGUAUUAUCUGUAUAUAGUGUGACAAAAUGAUUUUUCUUUCUUUCUUUUGGAUGUAUUAAUAAAUCUUGCUGUGAAGUA
Peromyscus leucopus (white-footed mouse) is the source of this 13348-nucleotide messenger RNA. It is a transcript of the gene Ino80d, whose product is annotated as INO80 complex subunit D. The transcript has 12 exons. Bases 418 to 3486 code for a protein of 1022 amino acids. Gene Ontology annotation, cellular component: nucleus. The record is from RefSeq and is a predicted model, not a curated record. NCBI's taxonomy places the organism in Eukaryota, Metazoa, Chordata, Mammalia, Rodentia, Cricetidae.